This is a messenger RNA of Triticum dicoccoides, 1477 nucleotides long. RefSeq lists its product as uncharacterized. NCBI's taxonomy places the organism in Eukaryota, Viridiplantae, Streptophyta, Magnoliopsida, Poales, Poaceae. Bases 182 to 784 code for a protein of 200 amino acids. Gene Ontology annotation, cellular component: chloroplast. The transcript has a single exon. The record is from RefSeq and is a predicted model, not a curated record.
CUCCCACUCCCACCCGGCUCUCGUCGCGUCCUGUGGUAUGGCGCCGCAGCGGCCUCGGGCGCUCCUCCGACGACCGCUCCCCUCCUCGUAACCACCGUCCGUGCCGAUCCAAACCCCGCAGAGCACCACGGCCGCCACGGCAAGCCUAAAAGAGCAGCCUCUCCCUUCGACCCGGACAGUCAUGGCGGCCGCACUUCUCGCCGCCGCGCCCUCGCCUCUCCCGCCGGCAUCCUGGAGACGGAGGCCUCUCCUCGCGGCCCUGCCGCCCGCUCUCCGCUGCCUCAGGGCUCCAACCUCCGCUCCUCCCGGAACCCCGCCGCCUCCCCGCAGAGCUCUCGCUCCCGUCUCCAGAGCCGCGCGCGGAGCGGCGCCGGCGCGAGGCAGGGGUGAGGUGACGGGGAAGUCCGGCCAGGCGCCCCGCGAUUGGGGCGCGCUUGCGGGGAGGCUGGCGCUGGGCGCGCUCCUGGGCUCCGCCGCCCUGCUCGGCUGCCGCGGCGCGGCGUUCGCGGCGGCCGAGGACUCCAUCAAGGCGUCCGGGUUCGGGCUGCGGGUCGCGGCGUCGCUGCGGAGCCUCGGCUGGCCCGACGACGCCGUCGUGUUCACGCUGGCCACAUUGCCGGUGCUCGAGCUGCGGGGGGCGAUUCCGGCCGGGUAUUGGAUGCGCCUUCACCCCGUCCGGCUGACCGUCCUCGCAGUUUUGGGGUAUAUAUUUCUUAUCUCAGUGUCAAUGCUUCAUUUACUAGAUUUAGUGUCAGUUCCUCAAGGUGUUCGACAGUUUUUUUAACUAAUGAUGAAGUGGAUUGACUCUGUAGCAUUUUAUAUUUGCUUACUGAAAUAAACCCCGUUUCCUAUUAAACCUGAAAAAUUAAAACAGCCCCAAAGAGGGAAACACAGUAAAUCAGUUUGUGUUGCUGUCCUUUAACAUACAGGUUUAAAGGGCAGACAAGCACCUGUUGCAGAAUGAUAUCUAUCCUAACAUGCAAACUUAAGUGAAUAUUGAUAUAAAGUAUGAAUCAUUUUAGUUAGUGUGUGGAACUGAGGUUGCUACUUAACUGACGGCCAUCUCCAACACAACUUAGCUAUUGUCUGUUUUUGCUCAGGUUAUGUGGCACUAGUUGUGCAUUGCUAAGGUUUAGAGAUAGUGACACUUGAUUAUCACUUAUUAGUUACUACAGAUUUGCUGUUCCUACAUGGUAUUAGAGCUGAUUCUGAGGAGAGCACAUUAUGAUCAAGAAACUGAAAUCAGCAAGUUAGCAACUACUGUAGUUGAAUGGAAAAGGUUUACUUUUUACCCCUAAGUUAUAUGCUAUGCUCACUUUAUCACAUAAACAAAUUUCCACUCUUAGUCCCCCAAAAGAUAGUUAGCUCUUUCCCUGCAUGUCUUUCUGAGCUCUGCUUUAAAUUAAAGAAGGGGGAAGUCUGUACAUAGCUUGAAACCAGCUAAAAAACCAAAGGAAAAUACAUGGCAAUUACUCUC